Molecule: messenger RNA, 4727 nt
Organism: Choloepus didactylus (southern two-toed sloth)
Lineage: Eukaryota; Metazoa; Chordata; Mammalia; Pilosa; Megalonychidae
Gene: EPB41L2
Product: erythrocyte membrane protein band 4.1 like 2
Exons: 23
Coding region: 147-3467 (1106 amino acids)
Biological process (GO): cortical actin cytoskeleton organization
Cellular component (GO): plasma membrane; cytoskeleton
Molecular function (GO): actin binding; structural molecule activity
Source: RefSeq, a predicted model, not a curated record
GGGCGGGCGCGCGGGGGGCUCGUACGGCCGCAGCCAGGGAAUUUCAAUUUGAAACCGAGCGGAGGGCAGAGGCAGGCGCGUUGCCGGCGGCCGGGCUGCAGCGGGACGAGACCCCGCGGCGCGCGGCGUGGGCAUAAGCUGUGAUCAUGACUACGGAAGUAGGCUCCGCGUCUGAGGUGAAGAAGGAGUCUGACCAGUUGGAAGCAGAUGCAACCAAGGAGAAACCUAAAGAAGCAGCAGAAAAUCAGCAGAAUUCGUCAUCUGAUCCAGAGGAAGAAAAGGGUUCACAGUCACCUCCUGUAGCUGAAAGCCAAAGUGGUGCACGCCGCCAGAAGAGAGAGAAGGAGCCCUCUGAGAGCAGGGGUAUUUCUCGAUUCAUACCGCCAUGGCUUAAGAAACAAAAGUCCUAUAACUUAGUAGUGGCCAAAGAUGGAGGUGAUAAAAAAGAGCCCACCCAAGCUGUGGUGGAAGGACAGAUCUCAGAUAAAGAGGGAUCUCUUCAAGACGAUGGGAAACAGGCCAAGGGUGAUGGUGAAGAAACAGUUGCGAUUAAGGUUGACAUCAAGGAGGAAAAGCCUUCAGUGAGCAGUGUUGAGACACAGCCUGCUGAAGAAGAGAGUAAGGAGAGGGAAAAGGAGAAGGUAAAGGAAAUGCAGGAAGACAAACCAGAAGGAGAAGCAGCGAAAAGGGAGACCAAGGAAGUGCAGACCAAUGAGCUAAAAGCAGAGAAGGCGUCUCAGAGAGCCACCAAGAAGACCAAAACUGUCCAGUGCAGAGUGACCCUCCUGGAUGGCACCGAGCACAGUUGUGACGUGGAGAAACGUGCUAAGGGACAAGUGUUAUUUGACAAAGUGUGUGACCACCUGAAUCUUUUGGAGAAGGACUACUUCGGAAUUUUGUUCCAGGAAAACCCUGAGCAGAAAAGCUGGCUAGAUCCUGCAAAAGAAAUAAAGAGACAACUGCGAAAUCUUCCUUGGCUGUUCACUUUUAAUGUGAAGUUUUAUCCUCCUGACCCUUCUCAAUUAACUGAAGAUAUCACCAGGUACUUCUUGUGCCUUCAGCUCCGGCAGGACAUUAUCUCUGGCCUCCUGCCCUGCUCUUUUAUGACUCACGCCCUCCUGGGAUCCUACACGCUGCAGGCCGAGCUCGGGGAUUAUGACCCAGAAGAGCAUGGCAGUGGCGACCUCAGUGACUUCCAGUUUGCUCCCACGCAGACCAGGGAGCUGGAGGAGAAGGUGACAGAGCUGCAUAAAACCCACAGGGGCUUAUCUCCAGCACAAGCUGAUUCUCAAUUCUUAGAAAAUGCGAAGAGGCUCUCCAUGUAUGGUGUUGACCUCCAUCAUGCCAAGGACUCAGAAGGCGUGGACAUCAAGCUGGGCGUGUGUGCUAAUGGACUCCUCAUUUACAAAGACAGGCUGAGAAUCAAUCGUUUCGCUUGGCCAAAAAUCUUGAAAAUUUCCUACAAGCGCAGUAACUUCUACAUUAAAAUUAGGCCAGCAGAGCUGGAACAGUUUGAGAGUACCAUUGGCUUCAAACUGCCAAACCACCGGGCAGCUAAACGGUUAUGGAAAGUGUGCGUGGAGCAUCAUACUUUCUACAGGCUUGUGUCUCCAGAGCAGCCACCAAAGGCCAAGUUCCUGACCUUGGGGUCCAAGUUCCGCUACAGCGGCCGCACCCAAGCCCAGACCCGCCAGGCCAGCACCCUCAUUGACAGGCCAGCGCCACAUUUUGAUCGCACCUCUAGCAAGCGGGUCUCCAGGAGUCUGGAUGGAGCACCGACUGGUGUUAUGGACCAAAGUCUUAUGAAGGAUUUUCUUGGCCCUGCCGGAGAAGUUUCUGCGGAUGGCCCUGGAAUUAGCCCUGCUGCGGUACAUGAUGGAAUUGGCAGACGGGAAGUCAGAAGCCCAACUAAAGCCCCUCGUUUGCAACUGGUUGAAGUAAAGAAGAAUUCCUUGAGAGUAGAAGGGGAUAAUAUUUAUGUCAGACAUAGCAAUUUAAUGUUGGAGGACCUGGAUAAGGCCCAGGAAGACAUACUGAAACAUCAGGCUAGCAUUAGUGAACUCAAGCGCAAUUUUAUGGAAUCCACACCUGAGCCGCGCCCUAAUGAAUGGGAAAAACGACGUAUCACACCUCUGUCCCUACAGACACAAGGGAGAAAAGGAGACCACCUUUUCAAGGAUAUUUUGUCCGUGAAGGAGAGACACCAGAUGGCAGCAACGCGGCCAGUUGAAGAAAAAGUUCGGGAGGCGGAUAAGAGCCUAGAAGAGGAGAUAACAUCAAUUUUGUUUAGUGCAGAGGGCCUUUCUGGUAGCGUGAGAGCCGCCACCUCGCCUGCCGCCGCGGGGACAGCAGAGGGCGCUGUUGCGAGCCGUAGUGCCCCGUGUGGAACGCUGGCUUCCUCGCCCUUCUCGCGGUUGCCUGAGAACCGUGCUCCCGAGUCAGAAGGGCCUUGCACUGGAGCCAGUGAUGCUGUUAAGAGUUCACAUGAGACUCUGAAUGUAGUGGAGGAGAAGAAGCGGGCAGAGGUUGGGAAAGACGAAAGAGUAAUCACAGAAGAACUGAACGGUAAAGAGCUCUCACCUGGGAGUGGUCCUGGGGAGAUGCGGCAGGUGGAGCCACUGACACAGAAAGACUCCACCUCCCUGUCUUCUGAGAGCAGCAGCAGCAGCGACAGUGAGGAGGAGGACGUGGGCGAGUACCGGCCCCACCACCGGGUGACUGAGGGCACCAUCCGGGAGGAGCAGGCGGAGUCUGAAGAAGAGACGGAGGCAGAAGCUGACCAAGCUGGAGCAGCCAAGGUAGUGGAGACGGAGGAGGCAGUGCCAGAAGCCAGCCCAGGCAAACACGCGGGCGCCACUGCAGUCACAGUGGAAACAGUGAUGCAGGAAAAUGUAGUUGCCCAAAAGGUAUCUGGAGAGAAGAGUGUAAACGAAGGUGCUGUUAAGCAAGACGUGAACGAAGAAACAGAGGAAGAGCAACAUAAAGUUAAUGGAGAGGUGUCUCAUGUUGACAUUGAUGUUUUGCCACAAGUUAUUUGUUGUUCAGAGCCACCAGUGGUAAAAACAGAGAUGGUAACAAUUUCUGAUGCCUCACAAAGGACAGAAAUCUCCACCAAGGAAGUCCCCAUUGUCCAAACCGAGACCAAAACCAUCACAUAUGAGUCUCCACAGUUUCCAAAGUUUGAUGGCGGGGCUGCUGGUGAUUUGGGCACCUCACUGACUGCACAGACCAUCCCACCUGAGUCCAUGUCAACAACGACAACCAUGCACGUCACCAAGACUGUGAACGGUGAAAUAUAUGAAACAAGAAUUGAGAAACGCAUCGUGAUCACAGGAGAUGGAGAUAUUGAUCACGACCAGGUGCUGGCCCGGGCCAUCAGGGAAAUCCAAGAGCAGCACCCAGACAUGGCGGUCACCAAGGUGGUGGUGCACAAAGAGACCGAACUGUCAGACGAAGGGGAUGACUAAGCAGAAAUCCUGUUUUUAAACAACACUCAACUUUGUGAACAUGAAGAAUUCUGACCAUUCCAACUCUUAAUGCUACACCACUACUCCAGCAAAUUUUACUACAACUGGUAACAAAUUUUAUUAUGACUGGCAACAAAGAAGCCAGAAGAUUAAAAUGCCAACACCGAACCUUACCUUAACAGCGCUGGUCUACACUGUUCCCUCGCAUUUUAAUAUAUUGUUUUGUUUUAUAACCACUUCUGAAUACUCUUAGUUCUUUCUCUCCCCCUCUCUCUUUUUUCUAAUUAGGGUUUUGUUUUGGUUUCCUGUUUACUCUUUGUACAACUACCUGCUUUUAUGACUCACUUUGAUCUGAUGAUAGUGAACAAAGCCAGCCCACGCUGGCGAGGUGCCGUUCACUUGAACAGGUGCUGUUGUGCGGAAAGAAAACCCUGUGACUAAUUGAAAUACUGGCUUUCUUCUUUCCAUAUCCUUUCCAUUGAAUUCUUAUAGUAAAUAUUUAGAGUUUUCUGAUUACAGUAUAUUUACUGUAUGAGAAAAUAUUAAUACAGAUUAAAAGCAUUUCUUACAUUGAGAAAAUUUUCUAAUGUUUGAGAAUUUCCUUGGGGUAUUUUUUUACAUUGAACCCUCUUGACUUUCCAGCCCUUUGGCUUUUUGCUUUCAGUGGAAAGUCAAGAGACUCUCCGGGCUGGAGAAUUACAAAGUUCACUGACCGUGCCCUGUGCUCCAAGCCCCCUGCUCUGCAGUGCCAGGCUUCUCAGGCACAUGCUCUUCAGCAGCAUUCCGGAAACAGGAGGGAGGAAAAGAGAAAACCUUUCUUCCCUUCUAUUAAGAGAUCCAGGCAGCUUAAAACCGUAGUGCUUUCUUUUUUUCUUAACAUGCCCAGAUUUCAAUACUUUCCAUUAUUUGAACACUCAUGUAGAAUGCUUGUUUUGUAUUAAACCUCCCUGUCUACAAGUAAAACUGACCUUUUGUUAUUGAGCAGCCAUAUCUCUUUGAGAGAUAGUUUGAUGAUUUGCUCACAGGUGUGAGGGGCUGUGGUGGUCUUUUAGGUGGUUAUAAGAAAGCGCCACCACUUACUUACAGCUGACACCAGAGACCUGAUAGGGAGGAAUUAACUCUAUUGAACACUUUUUCCUUUGCUUUUGAGCCUUUGUAUAGUUACGAUGCCAGGUUAGAUUAUAGCAGCUUCAAGUUGUAUUAAAUGGUAUUUUGCUUUCUGUAAUACUGUUAUAAAAUAAAGUUGGUUUAUUCUCUAAA